This is a messenger RNA of Sebastes umbrosus (honeycomb rockfish), 3472 nucleotides long. It is a transcript of the gene kcnk10a, whose product is annotated as potassium channel, subfamily K, member 10a. Bases 79 to 1809 code for a protein of 576 amino acids. The record is from RefSeq and is a predicted model, not a curated record. Gene Ontology annotation, molecular function: potassium ion leak channel activity. Gene Ontology annotation, cellular component: membrane. The transcript is spliced from 7 exons. NCBI's taxonomy places the organism in Eukaryota, Metazoa, Chordata, Actinopteri, Perciformes, Sebastidae. Gene Ontology annotation, biological process: potassium ion transmembrane transport; stabilization of membrane potential.
GUCGCCGUGAUCGACCGAAAGGACCCUGAGAUAUUAAUCUUCUUCAUCCAACAGCACCUAGACAACAGGAAAAUCAAGAUGAAAUUUCCAACUGAGAAUCCAAGAAAGCCUGGGAGCAUGAACCCUCCACCAGUGGACGUUCAGACCAACCUGGUCCCCCCCAAGAAGGUGCAGCCAGGUAUGCUUCAGUCCAGCCUGGUGCAGGCCAGCUUGGCCACCAUGCAAAACCCGAUGGGCUGCCCUCUCCCGAGGCUCUCCGUCUCCUCCCGCGCCCCCAGCAUGGUGGCCAGCAUGGAGGCGGUGGCCGACGGCUCGGCCCCCUUCACGAUGAUGAAGCUGAAGACGGUGCUGGCAGUGUUUGUGGUGGUAGUGGCCUACCUGGUGGUGGGGGGCUUGGUGUUCCAGGCACUGGAGCAGCCCUUUGAAAACGACCAAAAGAUCACCAUCACAUCAGAGAAGGCAGACUUCCUGAAGAAACACCCGUGUGUGUCCCCAAAAGAGCUGGAGGCUCUCAUCAAGCACUCUGUGGAGGCUGUGAACGCCGGAGUGAAUCCCAUCGGUGAUACCUCCUAUAACUCCAGCCACUGGGAUCUGGGCAGUGCCUUCUUCUUCGCCGGGACUGUCAUCACAACCAUAGGGUAUGGUAACAUUGCUCCGAGCACUGAGGGCGGGAAAAUUUUCUGCAUUCUGUAUGCAAUAUUUGGAAUCCCACUGUUUGGAUUCCUCCUGGCAGGCGUCGGGGACCAGCUUGGUACCAUAUUUGUCAAAAGCAUCGCCAAGGUGGAGAAGAUGUUCCGGAAUAAACACAACCAGAUCAGUCAGACUAAAAUCCGUGUGGCCUCCACCCUCCUCUUCAUCCUGGUUGGCUGCAUCUUAUUCGUCACCAUCCCAGCUGUGAUCUUCAAACACAUCGAGGGCUGGACGGCUCUGGAGUCGACAUAUUUCGUUGUCAUCACUCUGACAACAGUUGGAAUAGGUGACUAUGUUGCAGGGGGAGACAGAAGGAUUGAGUAUCGGAAGUGGUACAGACCACUAGUGUGGUUCUGGAUCCUGGGUGGUCUGGCCUACUUUGCUGCAGUACUGAACAUGAUUGGUGACUGGCUGAGGGUGCUGUCCAAAAAGACAAAAGAAGAGGUUGGAGGGAUCAAGGCUCAUGCAGCAGAAUGGAAAGCAAAUGUGCGAGCAGAGUUUCGAGAGACACGUCGACGUAUGAGUGUCGAGGUCCACGACAAGCUGCAGCGAGCCGCCACCAUUCGGAGCAUGGAGAGACGGCAGCUGGGCUUGGACCAGCGUGCCGUGUCCCUGGACAUGCUUUCUCCAGAGCGCCGUGCCAUCUUCAACAGCCUGGACACUAACAGCUAUAAGACCUCCUCCCAGGAGAGUAUUGACUCCAAGCUUAACAACCUUCGACUGCGGGGGGCCGAGCAGUGCGACCAGAGCUCCAACCACCAGACCACAUCUGAGGACAACAUUUUCAACCGCCUGGGCUCCGUCACUAAGCUGGCCAAGCGCAACAGGAAUCGGGACCUGAAGAAGAACAUCCCCGAUGAGGCUCGCCGGCCUCACAGCGAGGCCUACGGAUGCAGCAUGACCACUUUUGACUGCAGCACACCCACUGCAGAUGAAGGUAAAAGGAAGGACGAAGGAGAGGAUGACAAUGAGGACAAGGAGUGCAACACUAGCUUGUCUGAUUUUCCACUGUUUGUGGAUGCUUGCAAGCCGCAUAUUGGGUUUAUUCCGGAGCAGACCAAAGAUAAUGAGAGUGAGAAAACACUUGAAACAGAGCUGCAUAUUCAAAUGGGCCCAUAGACAGUGUGUACUCCUACAAAAGGAGGAUCUAAAUAACACCAUUAGUGCCUUAGGUCUCCCUUAUUCAUGUGUGUGCUUAGGCAGAGACAACAUGUGUCCCAUUGUGGUAUACUGUAUUGUCCACAUAUUCACUGUGCCCUGUGGAUGUGAUGGACACACAUUGUGUUGUAUAAUGCAAGACCUGGUAGGGUUUCUAAAAUUGUGCUUAGCGAAAUGAUGGUUAUAUAUAUAUAUAUAUUAUUUUUUUUAAAACUCGGUAGCUAAUAAAGGAUAACAACAUGGAUCUUAGUUUUGCAGCUUUGGCCAUUAUUUUUCUCAGUUAUGAUAACACUGGACUCAACUAACGUAAUUGCUGAGCUCCAGAUGCAUAAUCUCCAAGCAGGAUGGGGUGAAGCAAAUUUGUUCCCUCAGUAUUUGUUCACUCAAUAUUCAGUGUUACCUACUCUAAACCAUAUUGGAUGUGUAGUGUUCACUGAAUAGCUUUUGUUUCAUGUUAGUGUGUACAUGCCAAACAAUAAACUGCUCGUGGCUCAUAAGCGCUAACUUUGGGUUCGUUCUGCAUCUUCUCGGAUUGCACGCAUAUCUCUAAUAUAUCCAUCCAUCCAUCCAUCCAUCUAUCCAUCCAUUUGCUUCCAGGCUUAGCAGGGAAUUCUAGUUGUCACUCUCCCCAGCAACGUUUUCCCGCUCUUCCUGGGGGACCCCAAGGCGUUCCCAGGCCAGACAAAAUAUAUGAUCUCUCCAGCCUGUUCUGGGUCCACGCCCAGGGCGUCUUACCAGUUGGAUAUGCCUGGAAAACCUAUAAAGGGAGGUGUCCAGGAGGCAUCCUGAUCAGAUGCCCAAACCACAGCAGCUGGCCCCUUUCAUCGGCAAGGAGCAGCGGGUCUACUCCGAGCUCCCUCCAGAUGUCUGAGCUCCUCAUUCUAUAUCUUAGGCUGAGCCCAGCUACCCUAGAAAGGAAGCUCAUUUCGGCCGCUUGUAUCCGCAAUCUCAUUCUUUCGGUCACUACCCAAAGCUCAUGACCAUAGUUGAGGGUUGGAACGUAUAUGGACUGGUAAAUCAAGAGCUUUGCUUUCUGGGUCAGCUCCCUCUUCACAACAAUGCUGCACCAAACCACCUGUCCACCUCCCGCUCCAUUUUGUUCUGGUACCAAGUACACUUAUGAACCGCCCAUGCUUGAACAUGGUGUUUGUUAAUGCCAAUCCAUGACUAGCACAGAAGUGACAACAACAACAAAGCACCACUCGGGUUCAGAUCAUGCAGGCCAUUCCUCCCAAUCACUUGCCUCCAGGUUUCUCCAUCGUUGCCCAUGUGAGCAUUGAAGUCCCCCAGCAGAACUAUAGAGUUCCCAGUCGGCGCCCUUUCCAGGACGCCCCCCAGAGACUCCAAGAAGGUUGGGUACUCCGAGGUGCUGCUUUGUGCAUAAGCACAAACAACAGUCAGAGACUUCCUCUCAGCGACUCGUAGUCACAAAGAGGUGACCCUCUUGUUCUCUAGGGAGAUCUCCAACACAGCAGUGCUCAGCCGGAGGCUCGUGAGUAUCCCCACACCUGACCGGCAACUCUCACUCUGGAAAACUCCAGAUAAGGCAAGAGUCCAGCCCCUCUCCAGGAGUUUGGUUUCAGAACCAGAGCUAUGCGUGGAGGUGAGCCCAACUAUAUCUAGU